Molecule: messenger RNA, 552 nt
Organism: Penicillium robsamsonii
Lineage: Eukaryota; Fungi; Ascomycota; Eurotiomycetes; Eurotiales; Aspergillaceae
Exons: 1
Coding region: 1-552 (183 amino acids)
Source: RefSeq, a predicted model, not a curated record
AUGUCACGCCGUCGGCGCCCCCGCCCAGGCCCGCUACCCCCCCGGGGCCAAAGUUGUUAUAUCGGCGCCGCUGUCGAGGGGCUCUCUCUUCUGGCUAGCGGGGCGGAGGAAUCACCGUCCGCAGUGCCCCCACCGAAAGUCUCCCCCCCCUCCCCAAGUGCCGGGAAGGCUUGCCCCUUCGAGCCCCCCUUCGAGACCCGGGGCAAGGCGGUAAGCCAACUGGCGAGUAUCCCAAGCUCCCAUAUGCAGCCCCCCCGCGGAAGGGGGAUUCUGCCUAGACUCCCUUCGGUUGAAUUCCCCCCCGGCCCCGCCAGAGGCCAGACCCCCAGCCAACUGGCAAACAUCUACCCCCGCCAAAUCGCCGGCCUCAAAGCCUCAGUGGCGCCCAGGGCCCAUCAUGUUGCCGGCGUGCCACCCCCCUGCCAACCGCCCCCUCUCGAAAGCGCCGGCUCCAAGCCCUCCUCUCCCCCCAGUGGUGCCCGCCGACACCCCCCUUCCACGUGGUCAGCAUGCCAUUCCUUCGCUCCCAUGGCCGUUGAACCAACUGGCUAG